Athalia rosae (coleseed sawfly) is the source of this 6899-nucleotide messenger RNA. Its product is annotated as GRAM domain-containing protein 2A-like. Gene Ontology annotation, biological process: intracellular sterol transport. Gene Ontology annotation, cellular component: endoplasmic reticulum membrane; endoplasmic reticulum-plasma membrane contact site; plasma membrane. Gene Ontology annotation, molecular function: sterol transfer activity; sterol binding. The record is from RefSeq and is a predicted model, not a curated record. Bases 1988 to 3736 code for a protein of 582 amino acids. The transcript is spliced from 8 exons. NCBI's taxonomy places the organism in Eukaryota, Metazoa, Arthropoda, Insecta, Hymenoptera, Athaliidae.
ACGGUCAGUUGACGAUCGGCCGCGGGAAUGAGUUCGCGAGCCAUUUAAUCAAUCUUAGAAAAUUGAAAAAAAAUAUUAAAAAAUCAACUAAUCGUCAGUGAUCUCUGGGGUCUGAUUCGGUGCACGUAUACGUGUUCAUUUUACGGUGUUAAAAAAAAAAAAAACCACAAAAAAUAGAAUCGAAUAGAAGAGUGUUGAAAUUUCAGUGAAUCGUGUUGGUCGAUUUUUCGAGAAAUGGAGAAAUCAGUUUUGUAUUUCCUUACGGUAUGAUCAAAAUUUCAAAAAACUUGUGAAAUUUUAUCGUGUAAUUAAUAAUUAUGAUAUUGUCAAAUAUCCUGUUCGCGUGACGUGGAUGAGUGCAUUUGUGUUGUAUUGUAUAGGUAUCAGAAGAAUGAGGAAGAAGACCGCUUUCGCGUAAUAAUAUAAAAAAGCAACAGGUGCAUAUCGCGAUGAUGCGAAAAUAGACGUUCAAAACAUACGAGUGUGUGUAAAAAUAACUGAGGAGAAUCGAGUGUUUAAAAUUAUCACGAAAUAGAAGAAGAGGUUUCUUAUCCGUCUGAUUUCAAAGAGACUCUUUUCCAACGUCACUGAAAAAAACCCGCGCGUUUAUUUCGUUGGAAAAAAUUGAACGAAAUAUAAAGUCCGCUGUGGUUUUUAUCAUCAUUGAAUUAAACGAUUCGUCGUUGCCAAGGUGGCGUCGUCGGUGGUUUUGAAAUACGUAUAACACACGUCACGAACGACUAUGUGGAGUAUACCUUUUAUUACAGUUUCGGUUUAAGCGAAAUUACCUAUACACAUCGCAUGUAUCAACAGUUUUGUGUUUGUAAUAAUAAAUCUUGGUAGGCAUCUCGGUCACGUGUCGGUAUAGAGUAUGUCAUAGUGAUGAGGAACUGAACUUGGAGCUCGUCUAGAAACUACACAACAUCGAUUUCAUACGGUGCAACUGCCUCCAAAGUUUAACAGGAGUUGCCGCACACCAGUACGAUGAGCAUAAGCAUCUGAGCACGAUGAAAAUUAUUUCAACAUUUUUGCACCACCAGGUGCAGUUUCUUUCUUCGUUUAUAUACUUAACUUGAAACCCGAAUCCAUAGUCUUACAUUUCUAUGGAUUCUAGAACAAGGAGGUAUUACACGAAUAAAUUCAUAACUAAGAAAAUAUCGAACGUAGUAGUGCCAGAAAAAACUGCAGCUGCUUCUCAAGAAAGAAGUGUUUAUUAAUUUACGAACCGACCGCGACGACAGCGGGCUGAAUUGCGAAAAUAAAAAAAAUAAGAAUACCUCAGAGAAAACCAGAGAAGAAUGAUUAUCUCUCUGAUCGUUGACCUUCAGGAGCAAAGAUGAAAACAGAACGAUGACUAUUGAACUACAACAAUUGUUUCUGUACUAUAACUUCGGUUGCAUUCAGUUAUGGUUUUUUGUGUCGAGUGUUAUUCCAGACGGUGUUCGGCGAAAGUUAUUAUAACGAAUAAUGGUUAUCGAGCACGUCAUGAAGAAAUAAGAAAACUGAUGACGACGAAAUGCAUUAAAAAAUAGAAGAAAAGUAAAGAAAACAAAAAAAACAACAAAAAAAUUGAGGGAAAACUCUGCAACCGCUGCAGAUCACCAGGACCGCGUGGCAUUGGCGAGAGAUUAUUAUCAACGUGUGUAGUUUAAAUAUCACGUGAUAUUUUUCCUAUGUUUCUAUUGGACAUGCGAGUCACUUAUUCACAAUCAGAUAUUCGUAUGUAUAGUACACGUACCUAUACUUAAUAUCCACUGAAACGUAACGCGGGAUAGUCGAUAGUCGUUAGUAACAAUUCGAAGUGAUCGCUGGUCAUCGAAGAAGGACCGACGUGUGGCAGUGGCGGGUCAGCUGGAAGGAUAGUGGUUUUAUUUGUUUAUUUUUUCUUUAUUUCAAUUAUUAAUUAUUAACUAUAGUGCGGGGUCUGAAGGUCAUAAGUUUUUUUUAAUAUUCAUAUUAUUUCGAUUUGUUUAACUUCGGCCAAAAAAUGAUUUCUCCAAAAGAGGAUCUACACGAUCUCGAUCACAAUCUGAAAAUUGAUCCCGUAAGUCUACGGAGGGUCAACAGUCUGCGGUUACCAUCGUCAUCUUCGGAUAACAAAGAGGGUGAGAUUGGCACGCAGUUGAAACGUGGAGGAUCAUUGCGGCUGAAGAAGACAACGGAUUAUCCAGCUUCGACAUUGAAAGUACCGAACACCAGCUCCGGUACGGAUGUUGAGGAAAAUACCAGCCGACCCGCCAGGCCCACCAGAAAAUCCGCACCUUCGAUAUCCGAACACGCUCCCGAAUUCUUAGCUCGAAGUCUCCUGCAGCUCGGAUGUCCCGUGGUCUCCAUACCCCAGCCUCGUGGAGGAGUGGGGUCGGAGCAUUUGCCUAGUAGUGAUAGCGAUGAUUCUUUGGCAACGCAACAUCAUCAUCAUCAUGCAUAUAGUCACGGACAAGUUGACGGAAUCGGAUUACCAAAAGUCCACAUAUCCGGGCCCUCAAACCCCAUGGAAUCAUCGUCACCUCUCAAUGGGUCAGCUGGAUCUUUAGGCGCGCGAUCGGCACCCAGUACACCACUCCAAAGCGUCGUCCUGCAGGCGGGACAACCGACCACAGGACAACUCGCCGUUUCAGGAUCCAGUCAACAAAUUCCACCUCCGAGGAGUCCCAGUCACGCUGCACUGAAAUGUAGCGAAAGCCAAUUGUCGAAACCCUUAAGUAGAAGUACGCCAUCGAUGGCAGCUGGCAUUCAAACCGUAGCAGUUCCAACAAGACCGUCAACGAGAUCGUCGUCGUCCACAAGCAGUGCUCGUCAGAAAAAAUUUCAUCGUCAUUUUACACAGGUACCGGCUGAUGAACGCGUGUUGAAUUACUACAGUUGUGCGUUGGUGGCGGAUAUACUUCUGCAAGGGCAUUUGUACAUCACUCCGAACUACUUCGGUUUCUACAGCAACGUGUUCGGUUACAUUACAAAAUUGCUCAUACCAACGGCAUCGGUAUUGAGGAUCAGCAAAGAAAAAACUGCUAGAAUCAUUCCAAAUGCGGUUGCCAUCGCUACGGAGGAGGACAGACACGUUUUUUGCUCCCUCCUGUCGAGGGACUCGACUUUCAAGCUCAUGAAGCAGGUGUGGGACGCUGCCAAAGAACCCGUUCCAGCUGCGGAUAUCCCCAGCUUGCCAGUUGCCGGAAAACUUCUUGCGCCUGAAACCCUUAUCGUUGACGAUUCGGAGGCUAAUUUAGAAGAGGACGACUCCAGCAUGUCGGAAAGUGGUACGGACAGAACGUCGAGACCGCCUACGGUUUGCACGGACACGGAUGGAUUCCCCCCUAGUAUCCCAAGAUCUGUUUCCACUACUACUAGAUUGGAAACUGUGGCGCCUGCGAAGUCGGUGAGUUUGCAGGCUGUUGCAGUUAAGCCCUCGCCGCAAUCCUCCAACCUUUGGGGUGGCUUUAGGCCUGGAACAAUUAUCGCUAUUUUAGUGGCACUGUUAGCUGCGCUCUACGUAUCCGCUGCGUUGAUGAUGAUGAGGAUAGAUCGUUUACACGCUGCGUAUCUGAAUCAUCCACUCGCGUCACCGGAGAGAUUUACCCAAGAUAGACUUUUACAGUAUCUAAAUUCCAAUCUGGAUCAGAUAGUCAAGGUGCGUCAAAGUCUCCAGACGUUAUCUCAGCAGUUUGUAUCGAUGACGGAAGAUGCGGAUGGUGGUUCCAUGUCUGGGGGAAUAAUCGACCCGGAGGACGCCCCGAGUUAGCCCCCGAGGUUAAAGAGUAAAGUAAUUUUAUUAAUUAAUGAGACGACUCGCUCCCACCGUAUCGUUCGCGCAUGAAACGUAAGGACGCGUCGGCGAGCGUUCGGCAAUACGAAAAGACCAAGCAAAGAAAUGAAUAUACCGAGAGGCAGAAGAAAUAAACUAUCAUUAAAAGAGGUAGCUACGGUCGUCAAGGCGGCAACGUUUCAUGCGGUCUAUAAACGAUUGAUCAGACCCACCUGUUUAUCGAGUAGCGAAGAUAAUGGAUUGAUAUUAUCUUUCGAAGAUGAAAGAUUAAAGCAGGUGAAUGUUGGUGAAAAUUAUCACUGCAUAUAUUCGGAUCAGGACAUUGUUUAUAGCUCCUAGACUUCAAAUUAUCUAUCGAUUCGAAGUAAGGCAAGUUAGAAAAAGACAGCGGUAUAAUUAUCCGUCGCAUGAAUUACACUCGUAGGUACGCAUAAAAAAUAAAGAAAAGAACAAAACUAAAUAUAUAUAUAUAUAUGUAUGUAUGUAUAUAUAUAUAUAAAACACAGAAUUCUUGCGAAGAUAGUAUUGCAGGUCAAUUUUUCAGUCAAUCAGUGACUUGAAAUUCGCUGGUAGAAUCGUUUCGUUUCCUAACUACCAUCAGAGUUGAAGGAAACAGAAACAAAUCAAUUAAAUAAUUGAAACAAAAAAGAAAAAAAAAUUAAAUUAAGUAGACACUCGUAUGUUCAGAGAGCGCUGGUGUAAUAAAUUAUCUCGGUUCAAAUUUAUUGUGUCGUUAUAUCAAAUAAUAUAAUAGGAUUAUUUGGAUUGAUUUCGCCAUUUCUUUUUUCUUAAUAAACAAUAAUGGAAACGAGAAUAACAAAAAACCAGAAAAGAAAAACGAAAAGAAUGAAAAAUAGGUACUUUCCUUGUCCGGUGCGAUGUAAAUUUUUUUUUCUCGUAAUAAUUUAACCGCUAUUAACAUUUGAGGCGCAUGCAUAUUAGUAUACCUAAUGAACUUUGUUCGUACAUAAUUAACUAGUCAGAAAAAGUCGUACCUACCCUGUCAGUAAUAAUGAUGAUGAUGACGAGAGAAAUGAAAAUGAAACAAAAGGAAUAUUACUAGCUGAUAAAAUCACACGACAAAUAAACGAACACAUACGCAUAUACACGUACACAGACACCUAACAUUGCAUAUUUAUAUGUAUAGCAAUUCGCUACUAGUCGGCCAUCGUUGAACAUAUUACACAAUUAUACUAUGUGUGAAACACAUAAAAUACAUAUUAUUAUAUUGCAUACCAGUUCAUGAUGAUAAAAUAUAAAUUAAACUUACCUCGGGAGAUCUGCAGAGCUCUAUAGGAUUUGUUUUAAUCAACAAACCAUCCGCUUAUUUUCAGUUGUCAACUUUGAAUAGAAAAACGUGAGAAAAAUUCAAAAAAAAAAAAAGAAGAAAAAAGAAAGAUACUUACGGAUAUAGCCAAUUUUUCUCCAUUCUUCUCCGUUUGACUAUAAUAAUGAUAAUAAUAAUAAUAAUGAUGAUUACGGAAUAAGUCGCGUUGAUUGAUACAUGAUUGGUGAAUUACGGUUGAAAUUUUUUCAACAUUUUCACCGUAAAAAGUCUGCGCUGCAGUGAAAUAUAUUAUGCUUAAUAAGUAUAUAAUCUGCAGUAAAAACAACGAGGCAAGAAAAAAGAAAGAAAAUGAGGAAAAAAAAGACAUGGAAAGAUAAUGUUAUAUUAUAUACAAAUACACCUAAUUGAAAACACAAACUGCAAUCUUUAAUGAGAUGUGCAGAGAAAAUGAAAAAUAAAAAAAAAAAAAAACGAUAAAACAAAACAAAGUUAUAGGAGGUUGACUGUGAUAAUUAAAAUUGGGAAGGAUAAUCUCGAUCAAAGUUAUCCGUUUAAUGCGUUCAUAAUAAAGAUGACAUAAUUUAUCAAUAAACUCAUAAUCAAUAAUCAUAUCUGAUACUGGUUUCCAAAUUUAGAAAAUUUCAAAUUUAUGAUCAAUAUACUAUUUACCUGUCAUAUGAACAUCGAUAUUGCCUAUUGAAGCUUGCUAAUUCGUCGAAAUAGUACCGCUCAUCUACUACAUAGUUAUUAUAUGUAAAAUUUCUUUUCGGAAUGUAUCUUCGGUAUGAACGUAGCUAAACUAUGGCUUUUUUCGAGUAGUAUAUAAUAACAGGGAAUCUAUGAGAAGUGCUGUUAUAAACAUUAAUUAUUAAUUAACUAAUUACGUAUAAUCAUAUAUGUAUAGAAAUUCGAAUAACAGCGUUUUAUGUUUUGUUGUAAUUAUAAUUAUGUUUGUUAUUUUAUUGGAUAGAUUAUAUUUUCAGUUUUUAUCAUCGCGAUUAUAUCGUUAUGUAUUAUUGAAUAUCGGAGAAUCAUUUGAUUUGUUACUAUACCGUUAUUAUUUGAAUUAUUAUGCUAAUAAUCGUAAUAACUGUAAUAAUAAUAACCACAAUUUUUAUUCAUUGCGACAAGGGAUCUUGUUGAUCAAUAUUUGAUAAUUAUUAUCGAAUUGAUGUCUGCAGAUUUUGAUACAGAAAUGGUCUGAUAAUAAUGAUAGUAAUAAGAAAAAACCAAUAACAAUUAUAAAUUUAUUGAUCGGUAGCCAUACUAUCAUCAUCGAUAUAUUAAUUAUUAAUGUAGAAACCAAAGAUACUACGAUAUUUAUAAUUAUACCAUCAUAUCUACUUUAUGAUUAUCUUUAUUAUUACUGUUAUUAGUGUUAUUAUUACUGUUGUUAUUAUUAUCGUGAAUAUUAAUUAGUUAUUCUCGUUUAGUUAUUCAGUUUAUAUUUACGAAAAAUGUGAACAGUAGGUGUAAAUUGAAAAAUAUAAUAAUCGCUGUAAAAAGUGAUCGACAUGGAGGUUCAAAUAAUACCUAAUUAUUAUAUAUUCUAUGUAAUAUUUCGGUACGGAGACAUAGGUAUGUGUGUAUAUACUACGGUAAUGUAAUAUAGUAUAAAUUAUGAUUGUGGUAUGAAAGAAAUUGGUCGCUAUUACUACAAUUAUGGAGAUAAUAAACUAUAUGCGAUCUCUAUUAUUACCUAUUAUCUAAAGAUGUAUAGCUUUACCUGACGACUGGUAUUACUGAAACAUUCGAAAUUUUUGAACCUACAAAACUCCGAGUUAUUUAUACAGGAGGAACGCGAUAAAGAAAAAACAAUUAUUAUACAAAAAUAGAAAAGAUUUUCUUAAA